This is a messenger RNA of Saccostrea cuccullata (small rock oyster), 1250 nucleotides long. Its product is annotated as coiled-coil domain-containing protein 162-like. The transcript has 9 exons. The annotation marks the transcript as partial. Lineage: Eukaryota; Metazoa; Mollusca; Bivalvia; Ostreida; Ostreidae. The record is from RefSeq and is a predicted model, not a curated record.
GUCCUUGAAAAACAACAUAUACCAUGCGCUACCGAACCUGAGUAAUGUUCAGAGACCCACGCUACAAGCCAUGUGUCUAACUGUACCUGAACCGCUGGAACCACGAGACUUCCAGGCCCGGGAACUGUUUCCAUGGAGAUCCUUCCUGGGAAGGAAUGGUCCAUACCCCCUGAUGUAUUACCAGUGGCACAUGAUAGAGCACUACAUACAGUUGUGUCUCUCUGGACUCAAGGAUGUCGACAGACAUGUUGCUAAUGGUGAGAUACUUGGGGUGAGUUUGUUGAUGGAGGAUGUCUUACAGACGGGCUAUCAGGAUAUCUCACAUCUCAGUGAUUCUGACGAUCUCGAUACAGCGAGAUCUGAGAAGAAAGAAGGCUCAGUGACAACGUCCAGAGGGGCGAGCAGGCUGGACAUACAGACACCCACAGGCAGCAUUUCCUCCAAAGCAGAGAGCCCUAAGAGCUUGUCUCGGACCAAGGAGCCAGUGGAAGCCUACAAACUCCUCAAGUUCUUCCUCAUCCUUUGGAAGUGCCUGGAGCAUGCUAAAUACUCCUGGGGCAAGAGAAAGCUGUUUGUGGAGGAAAUCAAUAGACCCUCCCUCUUCAAAGAAUACUGCAAAGUUUACAAAACUGAGGUGCUAUUACCAGUCCUACAAAGUGUUGCUAGGAGACUGGGUCAAGGUGAAUUGUAUGAGGGCAUUGCCAUGGAAACAGACCCUCUUGUCAUGCCUAAAGGUGCUUCUGAGAUUGAAAUCAGAUCCAAACAGCUUGUGAAGUUGUUGGAGACGUUUGAGUGCCACAUGAUCACAGAAAUUCGUAAGAAGAUUGAUAAAGAAGCAACUCUAGCAACAGCUGAGAGAGUGCGAGUGGAGAGCAACCUAGCAACUGAUCUGUGGAAGAGACCUGUUAUGAAGGAGAGUUUUACCCUCGCCAAACCACUGAUUGCGGAAGAUUUUGUCACGAAACUCAAGAAGAAGAUGAACGAGACAGAAUCUGGAGAUUUCACCAUCCGCCAUGACGACCUGAAUGAGUGUGUAAGUGAGCUGGCGAGGAACAUCAUGACGAGGGAAAGGCAUAACUUUGACAGCUACACUAUGUAUUAUGAAAAUCUGCUGAGAGUCCAUCAUACUCUUCUUUAUUCCAAAGAGCAGGAGGUCAAAUAUCUUCAGGAUGCCUUGAAGGCUGUUCAACACGACACAAUGGUAGACGUCCAAUGUCUGCUAGGGACACAUGUCCAUGACCUUCUGCAAG